Messenger RNA from Notechis scutatus (mainland tiger snake), 921 nucleotides. The record is from RefSeq and is a predicted model, not a curated record. NCBI's taxonomy places the organism in Eukaryota, Metazoa, Chordata, Lepidosauria, Squamata, Elapidae.
AUGAGAGAUGGAGGUCUUUGGUGUUAUGAUUCCCAGGAUCCUAAAUGCGGUCCUUCUCACUGGAAGGAGAUCGCAUCAGGGUGUGGCGGACAGAACCAGUCGCCCAUUAACAUCGAUAGAAGAAAAGUGAGACGGGACUGGAGCUUGGAUGAGAUUCUGUUUGAAGGCUACGACCAGGCGCCUCCAGGCAGAUGGAGACUAAUGAACAACGGCGAUGAAGUCAAAAUGACCUUGGACGGAGCAUCGGCUGCGGAACAAAUCAACAUCACCAGAGGAGGCCUGCGGGAUACUUAUCGGGCCUUGCAGUUCCACUUCCAUUGGGGUGACCUCAAGAGGAAUGGCUCAGAACACUACAUUGAUGGGAUACAGUAUCCCAUGGAACUACACAUUGUACACAUGAACAUCAAAUACAAAACCGUCAGUGAAGCUAAGCAACAUCCAAAUGGACUCGCUGUUCUGAGUUUCCUGUUCAAGAUAGCAGACACCGAUAACACGAAUUACAACACCAUUGUUGCCAGCCUGAGAAACAUCUCUCGUGCAGGGGAAUACGUCGACAUGGCGUCCACCUUUUCCUUGAGCAAUCUUCUCCCCAGCUUAGCUUCAUUAUCCAAAUAUUACCGCUACAAAGGGUCUCUCACCACACCAAACUGCGAUGAAGCGGUCAUCUGGACAGUAUUUGAAGAGCAGAUUCCAAUCAGCAGAUCCCAGCUGAAUAUAUUUGUGGACGUCACAUACUUCAAAAGUUCAGCUGGGACACCCCAGAAAAUGAUCAACAAUUUCCGUCCUUUACAGCUUCUUGGUGGCCGCACCGUCUAUGCUUCCCGCGAUGCCACCAUCAGCUGUGGCUCUUCUCUUGUUGCCAAUUUACUUCUUCCUCUGCUCUUGUCUUCUUUGAUUGGCCAAUUCUCUGGUUCCUCCUAG